AUGCUACCCGACUACGACCGCAAAGACACGAUGGACGACGAGAAGGCCACCGAGACUCGCAUCGAAGACACGACGAACGCCACAGUUGAGCCCGUCUACAAAGUCUCUCCUCGCGCUAUCGGCUGCGUCGUCGGGGCAUCCUUUGCCCUGUUCGCCGCAACGUUUGGUGUGACUUCGACGGGCGUGUACGCCGCUUCCAUUGGCGUCGGAGCGGGCGACGCAAGCGCCACGCCUUGGUUCUCCAACACCGCACAGAUCUGCCAAGCCAUCCUUGGACCGCUCUUCUCGCUCAGCGCCGACCUUUGGGGCCGCAAGCCCUUCAUGGUCGUCGGACUGGCGGUCGGCUGCAUCGGCGGUAUCGUCACGAGCACGUCGCACAUGCACCAAGUUGCCCUCCUCGGCGCCGUACUCACCGGCAUCGGUUUCGCGACACAAGGCUUAUACGUCGCCGUCUGCUCCGAGGUCAUGCCUCGCUCGCAGAGGCCCAAGGUUCAGGCCGUCUUGAACGUCGUCGGCUCGUCGGGCGGCGCUUUCGGCAUCGCGGCUGGCGGGCUUUACGUCAAGUAUAACGUCGUUGGCGCAGGAUGGAGGAUGGCGAGUCCCGCGCUCUUCCCGCUUGUCGACCUUCCUGACCAGGUUUCCCUUCCGCAGAUCUAUGCUACGCUCGCCAUCGUCUACGGACUCGCCUCGAUCACCAUUCUCCUCUGCUACCGCCCGCUCCAGAAGCGCCCGGACGUCUCGGCCGUCUUCCACCAGCGCAACCCCGCCCUCGUGCUCGACCUCGUCGGCGUUGCGCUUCUCCUCUGCGGCAUCCCUCCGCUGUACUACGGCUUUGUGUCCGCACUCAACCCGUACAAGUGGUCGGACGCGCAUGUUCUUGCACCGCUCCUGACCGGUGUAGCCGGCCUCGUCGCCUUCGGCUUUUGGGAAUGGAAGGGCAACAAGGAGGGUCUCCUCCACCACGCCCUCUUCUCCAAGUCCCGCAACUACGGCCUCUCGCUCGCCCUCCUCUUCCUCGAAGGCAUCCUCUUCUUCUCCUUCAACGCCUUUUGGUCGCGGGAAGCGAGCCUGAUCCUCGGUCUGCCAGCUUGGCUUGCCGGUCUCAAUUUCCUGUGGUUCUACAUCAUCAGUGUUCUCGCUACUCCCGUCUUUGGUUGGGCGUCGCAGCGCUUUAAGGAAGUGCGUGGCGGUUUGACGGUCGGGUUCGGACUCUUCUUGGCGGCGAGCAUCGGCAUGGCAACCGUCAACCCCGGCAGCCGCAUCGCCUUCCGCGCCUACGCCGUACUCGGCGGUAUCGCCUUCGCCAGUCCGCUUACCCUCAUGUCCGUCUGCGCUCAACUCGCCGCCCCGCCCCAACUCCUCGCCCUCGCCUCGAUCAACCUCCUCGUCUCGCGCGCUUUGGGCGGAGUCGUCGCCGUUGCAUGCUACAACGCCGUGACCAAGACCAGGCUCGCCGCAAACCUCGGACCUCGACUGGCGGCGGCCGUCACGCCGCUCGGAUUCCCUGCGAGCGAAAUGGAGGGCCUCGUCCAGGCCGCCCAGCUUUCUGGACCGCAAGGUGUCGCCGCGCUCAAGCAGCUCAACGGAAUGACGCCAAGCAUUAUCGAAGCUGUGCAGGCUACCAUGCCGCAGAUCUACGCCGACAGCUACCGCUGGGUAUGGGUCAUCGCCGCCCCCGUCGCACUUAUCGCCAUUGUCCUCAUCUGGCAGCUCGAGCCUAUCGCGCCGAUGAUGACCGCACGCAUCGACGCUCCGGCGGACGUAAAGGCGGAGGCGCAGUCGUCGCUCGAGCGGGAUGUCGAGACGCUCUGA
Messenger RNA from Rhodotorula toruloides NP11, 1812 nucleotides. Its product is annotated as MFS transporter, siderochrome-iron transporter. NCBI's taxonomy places the organism in Eukaryota, Fungi, Basidiomycota, Microbotryomycetes, Sporidiobolales, Sporidiobolaceae. Gene Ontology annotation, molecular function: transmembrane transporter activity. The transcript is spliced from 8 exons. Gene Ontology annotation, biological process: transmembrane transport. The record is from RefSeq and is a predicted model, not a curated record. The coding region runs from base 1 to 1812 and encodes 603 amino acids.